AUGUGUCCUAAGACACAGAUUGAGAAAGAGAAAAUGGAUAGGAUCCGUUAUGCCUCAGCUAUUGGAUCUAUCAUGUAUGUGAUGCUAUGUACAAGACCAGAUGUAUCUUAUGCUUUAAGCAUAAAUAGUAGAUACCAAGCUAAUCCAAGUGAACGUCGCUGGACAGCAGUAAAGAACAUUCUUAAGUACUUGAGAAGGACUAAAGAUAUGUUUCUAGUCUUUGGAGAUGCUGAACUGGUAGUUCAAGGGUAUUCCGAUGCCAGCUUUCAAUCUAACAAAGAUGAUAGCAAAUCCCAAUCUAGUUAUAUUUUCAUACUUAAUGGUGGUGCUGUGAGUUGGAAAAGUUCCAAACAGGAAACUACAGUAGAUUCUACAACUGAAGUUGAGUACAUCUCUGCAUCUGAGGCAGCAAAAGAGGUUGUUUGGAUCAAAAAGUUUAUCACUGAACUUGGUGUGGUUCCUAGCAUUGUUGAUCCAGUAACUCUAUAUUGUGAUAACAAUGGAGCCAUAGCACAGGCUAAGGAGCCAUAG
Molecule: messenger RNA, 531 nt
Organism: Hevea brasiliensis (rubber tree)
Lineage: Eukaryota; Viridiplantae; Streptophyta; Magnoliopsida; Malpighiales; Euphorbiaceae
Product: secreted RxLR effector protein 161-like
Exons: 1
Coding region: 1-531 (176 amino acids)
Source: RefSeq, a predicted model, not a curated record